CGCAUUUCAAAUAAAUAAAAAUUGUCUUCUGGCUGCAGAAUCAUUUCUAGUACCAGUAAAAAUAUCGAGAGGUUGUUUUUGGCAAUGGCUACGUCAAAUUCGACAGCUUCUGCAUCACAGAUACAGAGCAGUAUCUCCUCAACUCCGUUCGUCGCAGCGGAGCAUAUGAAUGAUGGCAAGAGACAUUUGCUCCUGGCUGCUAGUGGAUCUGUAGCUACUAUUAAGCUUCCCAAUAUUGCCCAAGCUCUGUCUCGUCACCCAAAUUUAUCAAUACGCAUUUUGGUCACUCAAUCAGCAGAAAAGUUCCUGAUAGGACAGAGUGCAGAGCAACCUCAUCUGGAAUCGCUUCAGAGUAUUCCAAAUGUUGAUGGCAUUUACCGCGACGAGGAUGAAUGGACGUCUCCGUGGACCAGGGGAGGAGGGAUCCUUCAUAUCGAGCUGCGCAGAUGGGCGGAUAUGUUGGUCAUUGCUCCUCUCUCAGCUAAUACGCUUGCAAAAGUAGUCGUUGGCCUUGCCGACAAUUUGCUUACGUCUGUCGUACGGGCCUGGGAUACUACGGGUCUGAUCGAUCCUGUCUGUGGCAAGAAGAGAAUCAUAGUUGCACCAGCAAUGAACACCGCCAUGUGGCGACAUCCCAUCACCAAGCAGCAGAUCCGUGUCCUUGAGGAAGACUGGGGUGUCGAUGGGGGCCAGGAUGGGUGGUAUGAAGUACUCAGACCAAUGGAAAAGGAGUUGGCAUGUGGCGAUAUAGGCGACGGUGCCAUGAAGGAUUGGAGGGAGAUUGUAGACAUCAUCGAGCAAAGGCUGAAUCUGUCUACUUCUGCUCCCGCAUCAUAAAACCUUUCCAAAAUGAUACAACCACGGCAGAACUUAUCAAAGAAGCAUCGCAUCACAUUGGAGUUCGGUAUCUAUGAGUUUCUGGAGUUCAGGUCAAGGCGCAGGGAGUUACUGAUAAAAAUGCUUCUAAUAUAUUUUCCUGGCUAAAUGUCUAAAUAUUGAUAUCUUCGACUCGGUAAUGGUCUGCGACAAUUCUGUAAAGAUAUGACGGCG
Messenger RNA from Xylona heveae TC161, 1050 nucleotides. RefSeq names its product phosphopantothenoylcysteine decarboxylase. The record is from RefSeq and is a predicted model, not a curated record. Gene Ontology annotation, cellular component: phosphopantothenoylcysteine decarboxylase complex. Gene Ontology annotation, molecular function: FMN binding; phosphopantothenoylcysteine decarboxylase activity. Lineage: Eukaryota; Fungi; Ascomycota; Xylonomycetes; Xylonales; Xylonaceae. Gene Ontology annotation, biological process: coenzyme A biosynthetic process. The transcript has a single exon. Bases 85 to 837 code for a protein of 250 amino acids.